This is a messenger RNA of Punctularia strigosozonata HHB-11173 SS5, 2271 nucleotides long. RefSeq names its product DEAD-domain-containing protein. Gene Ontology annotation, molecular function: nucleic acid binding; ATP binding. Bases 1 to 1911 code for a protein of 636 amino acids. The record is from RefSeq and is a predicted model, not a curated record. Lineage: Eukaryota; Fungi; Basidiomycota; Agaricomycetes; Corticiales; Punctulariaceae. The transcript is spliced from 10 exons. Gene Ontology annotation, cellular component: nucleus.
AUGGAGAGGAAGAAGCGGAGGAAGGAGAGGAAGGAAAAGAAAGAUGGAGAGCGGAAGGAUAAGGCGGGGAGGGAGCGCAAACGGCGGAGGCUCUCGCCACCCUCAGAGCACGAGGAGGAGGAGAAGGACAAGCCUGACGAAGAUCAAGACCAAGUUGCCGAAGCAGACGCAGACCGGGGCGAUAAACCUGCGCCGCCGAAGAGACAACCGACGCCCGACCUCCCCGGCGCGCUCCCGUCGUUCCCGCUCCCGCGACGACCAGACGCGCCGUCCAAGCUCGAUCUCGCGUUGCAAGGGCUCGACAGCGCGCUAGCGAACGCGGAGGUUGUUGAUCCGGCCGUCACGCGAUCCGUGGACGAUGCGUCGCUGAGCGAGAAGAUGCGCAGGCGGCUGAAGGAGCUCGGAAUCGGCGAGCUGUUCGCGGUGCAGACUGCGCUCCUGCCGUUCCUCCUCCCGUCGUCGCCCGCGCAGCGCGCGCUGUACAUGCCUUAUGAUCCGCCGCGCGACGCGUGCGUCUCGGCGCCGACGGGUAGCGGCAAGACGCUCGCGUAUGUCAUUCCUAUAGUCGAGGUAUUGGCGUCGCGGAUUGUAACGCGGUUACGCGCACUGGUCGUGCUCCCGACGCGCGAUCUCGUCGCGCAGGUGCGCGAGACGUUUGAGGCGGUUGGGAAAGGGCGCGGGCUCAAGAUCGCCACCGCGACAGGCCAACAUUCGUUUGCCCACGAGCAAACGCAGCUUAUGGCAGACCGAUCGAAGCCGUUACUCGGCGGAUCGAGCAAGGUCGACGUGCUGAUUUGUACGCCCGGGCGGCUGAUCGACCACCUCGAGGGCACGCCCAACUUUACGCUGCAGCAUCUCCGCUUUCUCGUAAUUGACGAGGCGGAUCGCCUGCUCGCGCAGUUGUUCCAAGACUGGCUUGCGAAGGUACUGGCCGCCACACGCCCGCCGUCUUCGCUGUCUUCCGCCUUUGCCUUAUCGUCGCCCUCCUCCUCUGUGGUACCCCAUGCGGACGCGCUUGCGCCCGCGUUCGCCUCGCUACUCGGACUCAGUCCUUCGUCCCCCUCGGGCCUGCUGACGGAGUUCGACGAGCCCAAGGCUUCCUCGUGCCAGAAGCUGCUGUUCUCCGCCACACUCACGCGUGACCCGGGGAAGCUCGCGGCGCUGGCGUUGAGGGAACCCAGGUACUUUGUCGUCGCCGGCGAGCGCAAGCGUGCACAAGGAGCAGAAGAAAGGGAGGAGGAGGCAGGUAAGAUGGACGGCGUGGUGGACUUUGUGAUGGAGAAGUUCAGCGUGCCGGAGACGUUGGAGGAGCAUUACCUCGUCACAUCCGCGGCGCAGAAGCCGCUCGCGCUCAUGUACCUCGUGCACGCGCGGGGCGUCGGUGCGGACAGCGGGGGCGUGCUCGUGUUCGCCAAGUCGGCCGAGGCCGUCGCGCGUCUGGUGAAGUUUGUCGAGUUUUUCGAGGAAGCGCGCGUUGACGCUCUCCCCGCGGAUACCGGUCGGCGGCGGGUGAGCGUGAAGGCGUAUUCGAGCGAUCUGGCGCCGGGGGAGCGGAGGGCGAUCUUGGAGGGGUUCAAGGCGCGAAAAAUUGACAUGUUGGUGUGCUCGGAUUUGGUGGCGCGUGGGAUGGAUAUUAGCCAUGUGGAGCAUGUUGUGUCGUACGAUGCCCCGGUGGACGUGCGGAAGUAUGUGCAUAGGGUGGGCAGGACGGCGCGGGCGGGGAGGAAGGGGUGUGCGUGGAGUUUGGUGGAGGAGCAGGAGGCGAGAUGGUUCAAGGAGAUGCUGCGCGAGGCGGAUCAUCUAGCGCGGGUGAAGCACGUUAGGGUCAGAGACGAGGAGAAAAAGUGGAAGGAGCUGGUGCCGUUCAAUGAGGCGGCAUUGAAGAGGCUCAAGGAGACGUAUUCGCGAUGAUCAUGGCGCGUGCCACCGGUACUCAUCCUACUAUAGUGGUCUGCAUCUCACUGGUCGGUCUCGGCCCCCGCGAGGAGGAGAUAAGAUCGGGUGCUUAUCAGGACAGAGGGCGCGCUUCGGUGCAAUGAGGCUGUGCUUCACGUCGGGACGGAGGUGAGCAUGUGGCGCAGGACGUGCCGUUGGCGAGCCGGGCAUGAACGCGGAUGUGGAACUCCCGUCGGAGAAACUGAACUUGGGUCAACCUGUUCGCUCGUGGCCGUUCGGGCAUCGUCGACUGAUCGCUCGACGCAGAACAAAGCGGUAAUAGCGAGCGUGCAUUGCAAAAGUAAUUGUAAACGCGCCCAAUAUGACGAAUUUGAC